This is a messenger RNA of Xenia sp. Carnegie-2017, 3410 nucleotides long. RefSeq names its product general vesicular transport factor p115-like. The record is from RefSeq and is a predicted model, not a curated record. NCBI's taxonomy places the organism in Eukaryota, Metazoa, Cnidaria, Anthozoa, Malacalcyonacea, Xeniidae. Gene Ontology annotation, biological process: transcytosis; vesicle fusion with Golgi apparatus; endoplasmic reticulum to Golgi vesicle-mediated transport. Gene Ontology annotation, cellular component: ER to Golgi transport vesicle membrane; cytoplasm; Golgi membrane.
AUAUAUGGUGAAUGAGCUGUUUAAAUGCCACGUCGCGCGCAUGAUCAAACAUCCAUGUUGUAUUUUGCAUUGUGAAAGAAAUUUUCUUUUCAUUUGUAAAUUAUACGCUUUUUUAAAAAUUAUGGAGAUUUUACGUGGUUUUAAGUCAGUCUUAGGUGCACAAAAUGAAGAUGCUGCUCAGACUGGCUCCGACACGGUUGAGAAACUAUGUGACAGAGUCUCCUCAUCUACACUUCUCGAAGAUCGAAGAGAUGCUGUGAGAGCACUGAGGUCCAUGUCAAAGAAAUAUAAGCUAGAUGUGGGGACAAGAUCAAUGGAUAUUUUAUGCAAUGUUUUGACCAAUGACAGAAAUGAUUCUGAAAUUCUUGGUUUGGCAUUGGAAACAUUAUGCAACAUAAUGAGCACUGAGAAUGUUGGACAACAAGAAGAAGUUAGCAAAGAGGGACAGAUUGCUUCAGAUGCCGAUCUUGGUGUUCAGUUCACUGAAAUCUUCAUCAAGAAUGAAGAAAAUAUAUCCAUGUUGCUUAGCUUGUUGGAGGAAUAUGACUUCCAUGUACGCUGGCCUGCUGUUCGCCUUCUCACAAUUUUGCUAAAGAACCAGUGCUAUCAAAUUCAACAAUGUGUGCUUGUCAAUCCUAUGGGUGUCUCCAGGCUAAUGGACCUAUUGUCUGAUAGUCGAGAAAUUAUAAGAAAUGAGGGUUUGCUACUACUGACACAGUUGACCAAGUCAAAUGCUGCAAUUCAGAAAAUUGUAGCAUUUGAAAAUGCAUUUGAUCGUCUAAUUGAGAUCAUUACUGAAGAAGAAUAUAGCGAUGGAGGAAUUGUGGUGGAAGAUUGUCUGCUUUUGAUGCUUGGACUACUGAAGUCGAAUGUCUCAAACCAAAAUUUUUUUAGAGAAGGAAGUUAUAUUCAAAGAAUGACUCCUUUUUUUCAACUGGAUGCAACUUUAUCCAAUGGUGCUGAAAGAGGUUGGUCUCCUCAAAAGAUGGCAAAUAUUAAUUUUAUGCUGAAGAUACUAAGAACACUUGUUUCACCAAAUAACCCACAACAGACAACAGCAUUUGCACAAAAAAUUAUGAACCACUGCGGUGUUCUCAAGUUAUUAUGUAGCAUUUUAAUGGCAACUGGGAUCCCAUCUGAUAUUCUCACCGAGACAAUCAACACGGUAUCUGAAGUAAUACGUGGUAAUCAAGAGAAUCAAUCUUAUUUCUCCCAAGUAAACGCUCCUUGCACACCGCCUAGAUCAGCCAUUGUUGUUCUCCUUAUGUCUAUGAUAAACGAGAAGCAACCGUUUAAUUUACGUUGUGCUGUUCUUUAUUGUUUUCAGUGUUAUCUGUACAAGAAUGAGCUUGGUCAGACACAGGUUGUGUCAACUUUACUUCCUAGUGCAGCUGAUGCAACGACAGUAUCUGCCGGCCAGUUGUUAUGCGCAGGCCUGUUUAGUCCAAACGCAUUCUCGAAUUGGUGUGCAUCCAUUGCAUUGUCCCAUUGUUUGAAGGAAAAUUCCGUGCAAAAAGAACAGUUACUACGUGUUCAACUUGCUACCAGUGUAGGUAAUCCACCCAUCUCACUUAUCGAUCAAUGUACAAACAUGUUAUCUCAUGGUGCUGCAACAAUACAGGCUAAGAUUGGUCUACUCAGUUUGUUAUGUAGUUGGCUUACAGCAUGUCCUAUAGCAGUGUCACGUUUUUUACAGAAUACAUCAAACAUACCUUAUUUGACUUCACAAAUUCAAAAUCACGGUGAAGAAGAAGAACGUGUUGUCUCUGGGUUAUCUGCUUUAUUGCUCGGAAUAUGCUCUAUUGAGAACGAUGGCAGUGUUAAGGAUUGUUCCAGAGAAGCUAUACAACAGUUGAUAUCAAAGAGGAUUGGAACGGACAACUUCCUUGACAGAAUACAUCAUAUAUACAAAACGGAAUACUAUACACAAGCAUCGAAGGCACCAGAGAUACAGGCAGUUUCAUCGGAACACGUUUUUUUUGAUCAUGAAUUUACAAAACUUUUCAAGAAACUUGAAGCUUCUGUGAGUGUAGCCGUAGAAGGGGGUCCUGUCAAAGAAAAUUUACAGAAUACGUCUGCUCCUAUGGCCAGCGGUGCUGACAACCAGGAAUCAGUUAUUACGUCAUAUAAGGAGCUUAUUAAGGAACAGGACGAUGAAUUGGGAAAAAUUCGAGCAAAAUGUGGUGAGCUUGAAACUAAUUAUACUCAGGCUCAAAUACAAUUGCAACAGCAAGCAUUGGAGAUGCAGAAAUUGAAAGAUCAACUGAAUAAUAGACUUAAUGACGAAGGAAAUGUCCGUUCAGAAAUUGACAACACCAAUGUACAAUCGUUACGUCAAAUGGUGACAGAUCUUCAACAGGAUUUGAACAGUAGAGAAUGUGAGGUACAAAACAAAGAAGACAGAAUUAAACAUCUGGAACGUGAACUCGAGGUAUCCAAGGCAUCUUUAGCUGUAGCAAACGCUGCGUCCAUUUUGUCGUCUAAAGAUUCAAAAAACACUGGUGGAUUACGUCAUUCGCAAGUAUCUGUUAGCUCGUUGGAAGAAGAAGUGUUGUCUUUACGAGCUGAAAACUCAUCCCUGCGCAACGAAAUAACGUCACAGGGGCAAGUUGGCAAUUCGGAGAUCGUCGUGAAGAGUUUAGAAAAAAAAAUAGACGAGCUUUUGAAAGAUCUUCAAGCAAUUCGCAAUGAGAAAGAAAGCAUUUCUCAAGAACACGAAGACUUGUUAGUUUUAUUAAGUGAUCAAGACGCAAAGUGUAGUAAAUACAAGAAACGAUUGAAGGAACUUGGCGAAGAUUUAGGUUCGGAUGACGACGAUGAAGAGGAAGAUGAAAAUUGUGAGGAGAGUGAUGAUAGUGAAGAAGAAGAUGAACAAGAAGAUGAACAAGAAGAUGAUGGUUGCAAAGGAAGUGAUGCAAAACAAUAUGAAGAAGGCAACCAUUGCCGAACUAUUCUGAACGGAGUCCAGUCAGAAAAUAAGAGUCCUAAUGAACCAGAUUCAACAGAGAAUUUUCGCGAAGGUGAUGUGUGUACUUUAGGGGAACCCAAGGAGUCAGGUGAUAAAUCUGAUGAUGUGAUCCACAUUGAAAGUUUGGAUGUAGAGGAAAUAAAUGGAGUAUCUCAAAUCGAUGGUGUUUCUGAUGCCACCGAAAGUGACGUAGAUUGUCCACUAUCUAAAGAUCAGGUUAAUGUAGAUGGAGUUCAAGACAUUGGUGGAGAAACAAGGAUAGAACAGGCAGUUUAUGAGAAUAAGACGAUAGAUGAAAAUAUCGCUGAAGAUGAUAUCAACUUAACAUAAUGGCAAAAUGUAUUUACAUUACAGAAAAUCACUUUUAACCGUACUAAAAUUUCCCCAAAAUGUUAAGGAGAAUAUAACUUAUGAAAUGAAUUAUUAAAAUAUUCUUUAAGAA